Molecule: messenger RNA, 1192 nt
Organism: Leptomonas pyrrhocoris
Lineage: Eukaryota; Euglenozoa; Kinetoplastea; Trypanosomatida; Trypanosomatidae
Exons: 1
Coding region: 167-1192 (341 amino acids)
Source: RefSeq, a predicted model, not a curated record
AGGUGGCUGUUGGCUCAUCACCGCACCGCGUAAUACAAAGAAAACUGCGGCACCGCGAGAGUUCAACUUGAGAAGACGCGUAAUCCCCACAGCGUCGAGGCCAAGCAAAGUACCAGAGCAACUCUUACGAAGCCGUUGAAGAUCCGCGCAAUCUACUGCGCUGUCAAUGAUGAACUCAGGAAUAGGUGCAGGCGGCACUCGUCUACCUGUCCCUCGCGUCUACUUGAAGAUUAAUCGCAAGAGCUGUCGCGACGGCUUGGUCGAGGAUGCGCCGGCCAGCCAAUACGUGCGGGUGCAAUGGGACGCGGCAGAGAUGGGUGCCCUUCCAGCUCCGCUGCAGCGUGCGCUGGCAACACGCACGAAGUAUCUGUUCCGGCGGCUGCCAGACCCCGCCAAGAAAGCCGCCGCUUCUGGUUGCGGUGACACGGCUGUGACACCAUCCGAGACUUCUGAAUGCGCUACAGCAGUAACUACUCUCUCCGCUCCCGCGCGCACACCGGUGGAGCGCGUCACACAGGCAGGGCAGUGUGUUCUCAUCGAAUGCGGUGGGGGAGGAGAGGCAGGGGCAGCGGACACGUCAGCCGCCGCUUCCCCUGCUGCAAUGGCGCUCUACGUGUUGGACACUCGAGCCAGCGAGCGACAGGCAAUGGAGGAGGCGUUUGGCGAAUUCGCCGUCACAGACGACACGCCAGCGGGGUACGACGCCGUGAAGCGUGCGCGAGAUACGACGGACGACGUUGCGGAUGUCUACUUGGCACCUGUACGGCGGCUGUCACGUGGCCAGGAUCACGCCACCGCUCCCCAGGCAGAAGAGGUUGCCCCUUCCAUUUCCUGUUGGGGGCCAGUGGAAGAAGAUGUGGCGGGCACCACGUGGGAGAUGCUGCAGGCGUACGAGGAGCUGCUCUGCGUGGAAAGCGGCGGUGAGGGGGCGGCGGAUCUCUACUGCUACCCGGACCACCGCAAAGACGACGAGUACGAUAGCAAUGCGGAGGACUUCUCCGGCAAUGACUACCCCAAUGACGCAGACGAAGGGAGCGAGCGUAGCAGCAGCGGUGGGGAAGGAGAAGGAUCGGAGUCGUCGACAUGGCGGCGUGGCCGGCGUGGACACGGAUGCGCGGCCUACGGGAUGUUUUGCGAGGAGGGCUACAGGGAGCGUAGUCUCAGCAGUGGGUGGAGUAGCGACGAUAACUGA